AUGAAGGAAGAGCAGCCUGUGGGCUCGUCGGAUGAGAAACAAGAUGGAGAAGCGUCGAUGAAGGAGGUGUGGGCUGAAGCGGCCAAAGCUUUUGAGACCAUAUGCGGCGAGUCACUGCAGAAGGGCGAAGUGAAGACCUUCGACGAUGUCCAGAAGAGGAUCGAAAGUAGCGGCAAAGCGACUUUUGAGUCCGAGCCCCAAGACAAAUGGGACACGGCGAAAGGGCUGGGACUGAAAUCGCUAAAGUACCUGAAGAUGCUCGUCGGAGCAGCCUCUCAAGCUUCACAAUUCAUCCCGAUCCCGGCAGAGGCUGUCAGCAUCACUGGCUCCGCGCUCGGCUUUGUGUUCGACAUCCCUCAGGCCAUCAAGGGCUAUAACGACGCCAUCAACGAGGUCUUUGGCGAGGUCGCCCCGGCGCUGUCCCAGUUCCAGAUAUACCGAUCGAUAGACAAUGUCGACCCGCUGCUCGUCAGGCAGAUCCAUACAGUGCUGGUCAGCUUCGUCAAGGUCUGCGCCCAUGUCGUCAAGUACCGCCAGGGCCGUAAGCGCGACCGCUUUCUGCAGCAGGUCAAGUCGGUUUUCGAGAACGACUCGGGUCUGUCGGCUGAGAUGGCGCAGUUCAAAAAGGCCCUUCAGUGGCAGCGCGACGUCGAGGGCACUAUCACCCUAGCGGUCGUGGUGGAGACGCGUCAGGACAUGAUGCUGCUGCUUGAGAGGUUCAGUGACUUGAGCAGAGCCAACGAGGAGACGCAGCAGACGGUACAGGAGAUGCACAAAGGGGUGCAGGCUCUCAAAGACGACUCUGAUCGAACCAAGACGCUGGUCAAGAUCCGCGACGGCCUCGGCGUGCCAUCGACUGUGCGCCUCGACACCAACACCACGCAGACAUGCAUCAACGUCCUAGAUAGGUGUCUCGACGGCACUGGUUCGUGGAUAUGGACCCACGAUGCGUAUACGUCGUGGAUCGGUCCCAAGGAGAAAGGCAACUCACACGUACUCUUCGUCACGGGCUCCCCGUCUUCGGGCAAGACGUCCGUCAGCGCCCUCAUCACGAAGCGUCUCCAGGAGCAGAAGGGGCGCACUUACAGUGCCCACUACUUCUUCCCCGCGAGCAUCAAGAAUGACGACUAUGAGCAGAAUGCCGUGCUGACAGCCUUGAAGUACAUGGCGUUCCAGAUCGCCCGUGUUGAUGCCACGGUGCAAAAGGCACUGGGCAAGGCAUGCGACGCGGGCCCCCUCGCAAUCCGCCGUUCAACGAGCUCUGAGACUUUGGACGCGCUUUGGGGAGAGCUGAAGAUCGGUGUGCCUGGCUCAGGCGCCACAUACUACUUGGUGUUUGACGGGCUUGAGAAUGUGCCCAAGAAGCAGGCUGAGUCGUUGCUCAAGUUUGUCUUUGGACCCCGGCUCUCAGGCGAUCCAUCUAGACGUGUUCGCAUUCUGCUCAGCGGGACGGACGAACAAUAUCCCACCUCGUCCGCAGGAACGAUGCCGCUCAGGAUCCAGAUGGAAGAUUUCAACGGGUUGGAUAUGCGCACAGUCAUCGACGAAGCGCUUAGCAAGCGCAGUAUGCUGCAAAAUGCCAAGACAAACUCAGACCAGCAGAAAGCGAAGGACAAGAUUCUCGAAAAGUUACCCCGGAACGUCAAUGGCAGCUACUCUAUGCUGCAGUUUGGUCUGGACAGGGUGAUACGCUCGCUUAGCUCACGAACGGCAGUGCAGGAGCUAGACCGGAUUCUGGAUCAGUCCAUGAGCAGUCACGAGGCCGCUAUCAACAAUCUUCAACGGUCACUGACUGCGGAAGAGAUCGCUGAGCUCAAUGAGCUCCUCAAAUGGGUGGUGUAUGGCCACGACUAUCUGACCCUGGAUCAGCUCGAGGCUGUCAUGUGGCUUUACUCAGGCAUAGUAUCCCUCACUCCACUAGAGUACAUCAUCACAAACAAGUACUCAGCCGUACUAAAGCUCGAGAACGGCUUCGUCUACUUCCAAGACGGCGCGCUUGAAUAUCUUCAGACCAAGAAGGAGUCUGCGAAUCGUGCAUCAGACCGCGCGACCAUCAGUAUGACCAUUACUAUCAAUAACGUCGAGCGAGAACAGUGUCGUCACUUUCUGUGGGAUCUUGCGCACAUGGCGAUCCGGGACAACUUCAACUUCAACGCCGACUCUUCCAACGUUUUGCAAGGGGGUGGCAUCCACGACACCAUCUCAGUAGACGAGUUUGAUGCGCAUCAUACAAUGGUCACCCGGACGUUCGAAUACCUGAACAAUGAGCCCACGGACCAGACCAAGGAGAUUGGCAAGUAUCUUAUCGCGUGGCUGCCCUACCACCUGGCGCAGCUUCGUCAACUUGAGGACGAGGACAAGGGAAUGCUCAUGCCUCACGAUCAGUUCAAGAUCGGUCAAGACCUCUAUAAACUCUUCCGGGAUGACAGGGUUAUUAAGAAUCAUAGGGCUACCUUUCAGGAGACGUACUGGACGGUAGAUGAGAUGAACGAUAUGCAGAAGUGGUUGAUGGACUCCGCCAUCGUGCGAAAACUGGACAAGAAAUGGCGCUCCAAUGUGCAGCUGGCUGCGAACCCGACAAGAGGAUAUCUGAAAGAGAUUGUGAAGAUGGUCGUGACUGGACUUUUGCGAGACAGGAGCUGGGAUGUGGCCAACGCUGCAUUGUGGCUCAAAGAGUUCAUGGCCGUAGACGAAGGCCCCGUCGCAGAACCUGAAGUGUCCACUGCUGUAGAAAACGAAGAUGCAGCUUCGUCCGCCGAGUCUUUCUCAGGCAACAACGCAUCGAGUGAUUGUAUCGACUGGGAACGCGCAGCGACAUGGUGUCAGGCAGUCCUGGGGCUCGCGGAUUCAGACCUCGACUCCCUCUGGUACGAGCGUCUUGCGGAGAGCUCGUUCACCCAGGGUGUCGACCUACACGUGACCUUAUCCUUCUACGAACGUGCCGUAGCACAAAAGAAUCCUAGCUGGCGAUGCCAUCGCGGCUACGGCUUUGCAUACUACCGCCAAGGUGCUAGCUAUGCGAAGGCCAGUGCGGAGGUAGAGCGGGCCCUCGAGCAGGCGCAAGGGCAGGAGGCCAACCCCAAGCCGGAAGCCAAGGAUAUCGUCGAGUUGCAUUUACUAUUGGGCAAUAUUUACCUGGAUUCAAGAGAAUACACUAGUGCUGCGGAGCACUUCGGUAUUGCCUGCUCAGCCGAAGAUGCAGAGCAGGCUCUAGAAGGGCAAAUCGGACAGUUGAGGGCCAAGAUGUUCGCUCCCGAUUCAAAGGACGCGGCAAAGGCCAUCAAGGCCACACUUGGCGAAGAUGACGGGUUGGAAAGAAUGGCGCGCGUUUUGAAGCACAUCGCCAGAGACCUUGACCACAGUGAAAUAGUUUCCAAGCUAUUCACAAUGGGGAAGAAAGACCCGGAGAUUCUCGAGGGGAUUGCUCAGGCCCUGCGGACGGCGACGGCCAAGCUUGAACCAGUCGAUGAGAAAAACAACAAUGAUGCGCGUUUUGAGGAAGAGGAGACCCGAGGUGUACUUCUCUACGAUCUGGGUGUGGCGGCAUAUACCUACAAGGCAUCGGCAGACGGCACCGAGCCGAUCAGUGAGGCUAUACGCCUAUGGAACGAAUGUCGCGACCAGCUUGCUAACGUCGGCGGUGCCGCCUCGUCCUGGGCUCGCCGGAAUGCCACCACAGCUCUCGCGAAGCACUACUUCGUAAGCAUGUUGGACGAGAACCACUGGGAUCACCUAGAGGCACUGAAGAGGCUGGCAGAAGAAGAUGGCAUGUACAAUGAACCACAGGGCUUCCUAGGCGCACUUUAUGCCUUGCGUGGGGACAAAGAGCAAGCGAGGGCGGCCUUAAUGCAGCAAUUCAGGACGGCGCUCAAUAUUCUCUCGGAUGAUACGCCCGACAACGACUCACUGGGCUACCAAAUUCUGCUCCGGACGAUGCUGCACUACCAGGAUUUCAAGAACGUGCCCAUUGCCUUGUCGCUGUUCGGCCAGACCGACCUUAUAUCAGAACAGCUGACUUGGGAAAUGCGAGAUAUCGAGACCAAUGUGCGCGCCAAAGACAAGCAAGAGAUAUUCGAUAUCACUAUCAAGACCAUCAAACUGUCAGAGGAUAUCAUACGGGUUACCAAAGCCCAAGUCCCUGAUGCUGCAAGACAAGUCGAACGCAUCAAGGCAGCCAUAAAAUACACAGAGUCUCUCGCCGGGGCCGACCAGACACCUAUCAAAGAGAAAGUCGAGAGUGCCGGAAUAGAGUCCCACCCCGAGAACCUGGUAAUAAUUGAUACCGGAGGGCCUGACGACCUCAGCACCCAACAUAUGGCUAUUAACCUCAUCCUGUCCCGCUUGAAAAUGUUCGAGCGUUGGCAUGUACCGGAGCUGCGCCUUGGCUUUCUACAUGGUUAUCAGAAGUGCGACGGCUGCACCGAUACAGGGGAACGUUGCGACAGAACUGCCGACUGCGAGACGGGGUUGUACCACUGCACGUACUGCUCCCAGAAGGACUUCUGCGCAGACUGCCUUGCCCGCCUGCGCGACCCCACGUCGGACUUGAUCAAGGUCUGCGAUCCGAGGCACAGAUGGCUUCUCCUCCCGCCGCUGGCAGCAGAUGUCUACGUUGGGCCAGGGGCGAGCAGAGUGCGCGUUGCUAAGUGUGUUGAGGCGGUGAAUGGGGAUGAGCAGAUACUUCAGGCUCGGUUUGCUGAGGAUGGAUCCGGAGAGGAGAUCUCGGUAGAGGCAUGGAAGGAGAGUUUAGCGGCUGAGUGGGGACUCUCGAUAGAGGAGAUCAGGAACGAUUUGUCCAGACAGGCUACCCCUGAGGAGAACGAGGGAGAUGGAGAGGCAUAG
Molecule: messenger RNA, 4842 nt
Organism: Thyridium curvatum
Lineage: Eukaryota; Fungi; Ascomycota; Sordariomycetes; Thyridiales; Thyridiaceae
Exons: 3
Coding region: 1-4842 (1613 amino acids)
Molecular function (GO): protein binding
Source: RefSeq, a predicted model, not a curated record